Molecule: messenger RNA, 2433 nt
Organism: Trichoderma harzianum CBS 226.95
Lineage: Eukaryota; Fungi; Ascomycota; Sordariomycetes; Hypocreales; Hypocreaceae
Exons: 9
Molecular function (GO): ATP binding; ATP-dependent chromatin remodeler activity
Source: RefSeq, a predicted model, not a curated record
UUACAGAUCUCGGGUGUUUCUGGGAGAUGCGAAAACCGAGCUUCAGAAAAGAAUCCACCAGUGUAUGAAGUCCAAAUAAAUUCGUCCGCAAGUUUCAGCGCAAUAGACGAUCCACGUAUGAAAGGAAUGAUUCUAUCGGACCAUGGACAGAUGAUCCAGGGCCUUCUCGAUGAACCGACCAUAAAUCUCCACGCCUCUUGCACUCCGCAUAGUGAGCCUUCAGCGCGAAAGAUUUCCAAGGGUUCUGCACAGCUAUCUUGCGUGUUAGAUAUUACUGUAUACGGCCCCUGGGAGCUAUUUGAACAAAUCGGUAUAUGGUUUCAAGAGUAUGGGGUGUAUCUCCAGGAUCCCCGAGUGUGUCAUAAAGACGUCAAAUACUGCAACCCUCACCGAUUGUCAUCAGAGGCCUUUGAGUCGUGUCUCUUGCUUUCUCAAGUUGUCUCUCAUACAGGCAUAUCAUCUUGCCUUCAGGAUAUCACAGAAGGACCAGAGUUGCUGGACAUGCUGAGCAGCAAUGUCGACCUGGAGGAGACUCCGCAACCAACGGCAAUACGCGCAAUUCUUCAAAGUCACCAGAAGAAAGCAUUGACAUUCCUUCUUCGCCGCGAGAAAGGCUGGGCUUUCGAUGAUCAUCAGUCAGAUAUUUGGGAGAAAGCAGACACGAAUCAGGGACGCUUUUUUGUCAACAGAGUUUCUAAUACUCACCAGUCCGAAGAGCCCCCGCAGUUUUAUGGAGGCAUCGUCGCCGACCCAAUGGGUCUCGGAAAGACAUUGACUAUGAUCUCUUUAGCAGCAACAGACUUAGACAGCGAUAUGAACAACGGCGUUCACAUGGAUAUUGAUGAUGAGCAAGACAAUCCUGUCCCGACUACUCUCGUAAUUGUACCUCCACCACUUCUUGGCACCUGGGAAGAGCAACUAGCAGAGCACGUAAUAGAGGGCAGCAUAAUAUGGCGUUGCCACCAUGGCAAAAACAGAUUCGUUGACAAGAGCGAGCUCGAUGGUGUAAACGUGGUUUUGACCACAUAUCACACCGUUUCUGCCGAGUGGAAGACUGGGAAUUCCAUUCUGUUUUCAGUUCGCUGGAGAAGAAUUGUUUUAGACGAAGCACAUUAUAUCCGAAAUGGAAACUCGAGGAUGGCUCAUUCAAUAUGCGCGCUUGACUCCGUCGCCCGGUGGGCUGUCACUGGUACACCGAUCCAGAACCGUCUGGCUGAUCUUGCGACUCUCCUCAGAUUCAUCAGAGCUCAUCCUUAUACUGAUCCAAGGGCAUUUGAUACUGAUAUAUCUCGCUUCUGGAAAUCUGGAAAGGACGAGGAAGCCGUGAGGCGAUUGAAACACCUUUCAACGUGUCUUCUUCUUCGCAGACCCAAAGCCACGAUUAAUCUUCCCCAACGAAGAGAUGUGCGAUGCCCUGUUGACUUUAGCCGCGAGGAAAGAGCACUAUAUGACGAGAUACGUGAGCAAGCGGUCAGCAAAAUCGAGGAGGUGCUCCAAAAUAGCUCGGAGGCGUCGCGGGCGGGCGGCUAUGUCAACGUUCUUCAGCGGAUUGAAUCACUGCGACUUGUCUGUGACUUGGGCCUCUAUUAUCACUCAAGGCACCAAAAUCUCCAGAACCUGAUGGCCGAAGCCAGUGACUGGGCCAGUGUUGCGCAGGAGACGUUUAAUGUUCAACGAGGAAUGGGUUCAAUGGUCUGCGCUCAAUGCUCAUCAACUCUUGAGCUGACCGAGACGCUCUUUGAUGAUUCAGCCUCGGCACACACAAGUCCAGAAUUUUCCCGUUGUUUGAGAUAUCUUUGUGGAGAUUGCAUACACAAAUUGGGCCGAGCUAAUCACAUAGCCCUCUGCCGCCACAAGCCUUCAUGUCCAACAGCGCCAGUGUCCAUAAGCACAAGCGUCUUUGAAGAUGUCUCCAGUCUCAUUUCACCACAGAUAAAGAACCUUUCAACCGGAAUUCCGUCCAAGGUGAAAGGUCUGAUUACUGAUAUCAAGUCACUCCCUCCAGAUACUAAAUGUCUCACGCUUACUGUAGCCUCGCGAGCAUAUCUCAUGGAGCCGCAUUGGAAUCCAACUCUCGAAGAGCAAGCUCUGGCGCGAAUUCACCGAAUCGGCCAGACGCAAGAAGUGACGACCGUGCGCUUUUAUAUGCGGGAUUCGUUCGAAGAGCAAGUCAUGGAACUGCAAGAGUCAAAGAAGAAUCUUGCUGGAGUCCUGCUCUCUCCUCACGAUGGAGGGCGCAUGGACGACAGUUUGGGGACGCUGCAGGUAAGUGAUCUUUAUGUCACAUUGGUAAAGAAUGUCGCGUCUGAUGCGCCUGUAGCGGUUGCGUGUAUUGCUUUAGUCAGAAACAUAUGGGGGGCGCUGAUCAAAUUUGUCAAUAUGUUGCUGCCAAGGACACAUCGUGAGCUUGAGCUCAUCGCUCAGAUCAAGUGA